UUUAAGAUCAAAGUCGCCAUAUUGGUAACUGUCUAAUCGAAAAUUUAAGUAAGUAAAUAUAGGAUUAUCCACGUAUUACUUUCAUCUUUUCAAUAAUUAAUAUUCUCAUCGAGUUCUCCAUCGAUUUUCGUAAUCUACAGAGCUUUUCGAAACAGAAAGGAGAACAUUGCUGAUAUCAAGAUGUCAGUUUUAAAUCAAAGUGGAGAGGAGCAGGUGGAAUGUCCCCUUUGCAUGGAACCACUGGAAGUUGAUGAUCUAAAUUUCUUCCCAUGUACCUGUGGUUAUCAGAUCUGUCGCUUUUGCUGGCAUAGAAUUAGAACGGAUGAAAAUGGGUUAUGUCCAGCCUGUCGAAAAGCAUAUUCGGAAAACCCUGCUGACUUCAUACCGUUGUCCCAGGAACAGGUGGCAAAGUUGAAAUCGGAGAAACGCCACCGUGACCAACAACGCAAGGCCAAGCUGAGUGAGAGUCGAAAACAUCUGGCUAGUGUUAGGGUAGUACAACGGAACCUAGUAUUUGUUGUGGGACUGCCAAUGAGGCUAGCCGACGCUGAAGUACUCAAACGUCAUGAGUACUUUGGAAAGUUCGGCAAGAUACAUAAGGUAGUCAUUAACCAGUCAACAUCAUAUGCUGGGUCGCAGGGGCCCAGUGCAAGUGCCUAUGUAACUUACAUGAAGAGUGAUGAUGCCUUAAGGGCGAUACAAAGUGUUAAUAAUAUAACGAUAGAUGGUAGACUGAUCAAAUCGAGUUUAGGUACCACAAAAUAUUGUUCACAUUUUAUGAAAAACCUGACUUGUCCCAAGCCAGACUGUAUGUAUCUGCACGAUUUUGGAGACCCGGAGGCUAGCUUCACAAAGGAACAAAUGCAUGCCGGGAAACAUCAGGAAUAUGAAAAGAAACUACAUGAAAGUCUAGUUUUACGUGCAGUUAAUAACAACAAUCAACUUCCAGAAAGUAGCAAACCAAGUGUACCCAUACCUACUAUUAACAACCCUGUUGGUAGCUCUAAGUCGUCUUCCAAAGAGAAUAUAACGACACUAUCAAGCAGUGUUAGCAGUAGUAGUAGUACAACAUCUAAUAGCAGUGGAACAAACAAAGAAGGUUGGCCUCAUUUAAAUACUACUGAUAAAGAGAAAAAAGAAAAAGAAAGAGGGAAAAAAAAUAAAACCAAGGGAAAUAGCAGUGAUUCAACUAGUAAAAAUAGGAAAGAAUUAUGUCAAGGUAAAAUUGACAGCAGAGUGGAAAGAACAUAUAAGGCAUAUGGAACAGUAGAAAAUCACGCAUCAUCCCCUCUUAGAGAAUCUGAAUCUAUACCCACACCUCCUUCGUUAUUAGAAACUCAUACAUCUCUGACAAAACUGCCACCUUUGAUAGAUGAUAAUACAAGUUUCUUCUCGUUGAAUUCCUUCCAAAAAGUAUCGCCCAGUCAUCCAGAUGAACAGACAGAUAAUGAGAAUGAUCCCUCCCAUACAAAUAUUCUGACGGAUGUAUUACCAAACAUUAACACUACGGAAGACUGGGCUGCUGCGUUUGGGUUUGCUAGGCAUACAGAACCAAUUAUAGAAGGAAAGAAGGAAGAUCUAGUUAGAAUGGAGACUUCGGGAAAAGGAUUUAGCCAAUUAGACCAUGACCCCGCUUAUUGUAAAAGAAUGGAGUCAUAUAAUGGUUUCUAUGACAUGUCCCCCAAAUUGGAAAAUAAUUUGAUGGACAUAUUGUCCAACAAAAUACCCAAUGGCUUCUCUGAUUUUAAACAGGAUCAUUCCCAAACCAACUCUGGACCGUCUCACAAUGCGAUGAAAGACCUUGAUCAGAACAUGUCAAAAUUCUUCACAGACUUUCACAAAAACAACAAAGAACUUGGGACUCUCGGCGGGCAGCAGCAACAAUUCCCCAAUGGAUUCAACGGUGUCCAGCCUAGUUAUUAUUCAGGUGUACAAAAUAAUGCUGACCGCCUAUUAUUAUUGCAACAGAAACAGUUGGAGGAGCAGUUGAUGAACCUCAGUCUGAAACAUGGUUAUGCUAGUGGCCCUGGUUCUACUUAUCAAAAUGGUGUUAAUCCUCAACCUUUUAUGAAUGGCGAGAAUAGAGGCUUCAAUGAAUAUCACGGACAUAUGUAUGAAAAUUCAAAUCUUAAACAGAAUACACGGACUGCAGAAGACGAUUUAGGUUUUGAUCCUUUCCAAGAAACACAAAAGGCUUUGGCCGAAAUGAUAGCAAGUGAACAGAAUCAUAAAACACAAAGUACAGGUCAUAGUCAAUUGAAUGGUUUAGUUCAUAAUCAAAAUAAUAGUCAUUUACCACCACCACCAGGUUUUGUACAGCAAAAUUCUCAUAUGAACUCAUUCGGUAGCAAAAUAUUACCUUUCCUGAAUAUGUCUAGAAGUCCACAACACAUGAACAUCAGUUCAACAUCAAGUAAUUGGCCUAGUAGUUUUAAUCCUCAGUUACAGCAGCAGCAACAACAGAAAACUAUCAAUAAUACUUGUAAUGAUUGGAAGAUAUUAGAUCCAGCCAUACUUUCCUCGAGCCGUCAUUAUCCCAUAGCAAAUAUGCCUCAAAUUCGAGAUCAUUAUCAAGAUAUAUCACAAGUAGGAACACAACAAAAUGGGGCCCCUUUAAGGCCUUUUGACUUCACAAAUAAUGCAUUCUCAAAUUUCACACAACAGUUACAGCCAAAUUUCAAUAAUUUCUCACAUAUAAAUUCACAACAGGGCCUGAAUUGGUUUAGUAAUGAUUUGAAUCCACAGAUAUCCAGCCCUCCGGGUUUUAGAAAUAACCAAGCUACCAAACAGCAAGAGUGUUGAAUAAAACAGUCAAAUUUGAUGCGAAAAUUGUAUGGGUCACUUUCAUUUUAGAUUCUAAAUAAAUCAAUUUCAAAAAUGACUAUUGUCGUUGACUUUUGUUUGUCGAUUUAUUAUUUUAAAAUUGAUUUUCAUUUAUUUGAUGUGUUAUUUAUUAUUCAUUGUUGGAAACUUAUAUUUAGUUGUAACAAUUUCAGCUAAUUUGAUUUUAUUUAUUCACAAAUAAUUUCACUAGUUAUGACAGUAUUCAAUACUUGAGACAUGAAUAGAUAGAUGUGGAAAAAAUUUAUGAUGAGCUGAAAACCAUUAUUUAUCAUUUUAAUUUUUUAUGAAAGAACACCAUUGUUUUCUGCUGCUCAAAGAAACCUCAAACAAAAUGACAUCGAUGUGAAAUUUGGACAUUUUAAUAUUUUGUGCAAUGUGCAAUAUUAAAUUUUAUGGAACUGUAAAUGAAUUUAUGAAAUUUGUUGUUGAUCCCAUACUAAAAAUAAUUUUUCUGAAGUAUAUUUUCCCUGAAUACUCCUAAGUACUUCAUUCUGUUAGAUUAUUUGUGGGUUCUUGGCCAACAACUUCAGGAGACAAGUAAAGCUAAUAUCUUAAUUAUUAUUGAAUAUAUGAAAUACAACAGCUAAAUAUAUUAUGAAACGAU
Leptinotarsa decemlineata (Colorado potato beetle) is the source of this 3448-nucleotide messenger RNA. It is a transcript of the gene Cnot4, whose product is annotated as CCR4-NOT transcription complex subunit 4. Gene Ontology annotation, cellular component: CCR4-NOT complex. Gene Ontology annotation, biological process: protein ubiquitination. Gene Ontology annotation, molecular function: ubiquitin-protein transferase activity; RNA binding; metal ion binding. Lineage: Eukaryota; Metazoa; Arthropoda; Insecta; Coleoptera; Chrysomelidae. The record is from RefSeq and is a predicted model, not a curated record.